GCUGCUUGUAGACGGGGUGAAAAGGGGAGGGGGAUGGAGUAGACGAUUGGCGCUGGGCUCCCCCAUGUGAGAAAAUAAUGCUCUGGGCGCUUGAACAAUGUAAAUAGUGAGUUGGGCCACAAUCGUGGCGCCGGGUAUCCUUUCGAUUUUUGUUCAGCUUCUUUAUUCUACCUUACUCAUACGAUUCUGACGCCGUUUUCUCUCUCUCUCUCUCGUUCGGUUGUCUUCCCACCUUGCUUGGCUGUGCCUCUCUAAGAACUUUUCCAACAUCCUUCCAAAUCACCGUCUUCACCGUUGCCCCUCUGCGAGUGGCACCUCGACCUACAACCAAGAUGGCGACCACAACCUCCAACUUCUUUCCUCUGGCGACCGAAACCUACUAUCCAGACUCUCCUGGAGACGCCAGCUCAUCUGGAAAUGGUGUCGAUACCGAGGCAGGAGCCUCUGGUGACAGCCCUGGAGCUGUCAACCUAUCCCGUGAAGCCAUGAUUGCCAUCAUCGUCGUCGUCUCUGUUGUUGGCGCCCUCGGAAUUGGCAUGGCCGUUCUCUUCUACGUUGCCAAGAAGCGAGAGUGGAAGAUCAGAGAGACCAUGCGCAAGUCCGCCAGAAAGGUCGUGACCGCUCUCACGCCGCGAAGGACCGAGUUCCCCAGAUCAGUCAAGGAGUCUUCGUCUCCGCCACGCAGCCAUCGCGGGCGCGCGAGGCUCGACGACGUUCCGCCCACGCCCAGACUCCGCCCGGAAGAUCUCGAAAAGGGCCUCAAGGAGGCAGAGUCGAAGCGCAAGUUGAUGAGGUGGGGCCGGAAGUAGGCGAAUGCGAGAGGAAACUCAGGACAUGGGAGGAAUGACGGCCGCCAACUGGCUUGGUGCUGGUGUAAUGGUUCAUUUGCUGAGGCGGUCGAGACCGGAUGACUGACGAACUUGGAUCUGCGUAGCGUAUAGAGUCCUUUUUCUUGUACCAUUAUUAUGCCCUUUGAAAUUACAUAGCGCUUGUCCUUAAAGUCUUCGGAAUGUGUUUGAGCUGGCGCUUCUUCUUGCGUUGUUCUUGUGGUCGCGCGGCCGGGAAUCGUCGUGCGUGUCCACAGGGCCUCCGUUCUUCUUCUUCCCUUGAGGAACGAAUGUGACCGCCUUUUCGCCGUAGGCAUUUCCACGAUGCGUCUUGCUGAUGCGGCCGGACUUUUGCACCCUGGCGCCCAAAGCGGUGUCGCGCUCCUGGCCCUUUUGGUUGGAAGACGAGAUCUUCAUCUGGUACUCCUGUGUAGCUUUCUUACCCAGACCCUUGGGGCCCUGAUCCACAACAGGCUGGGCAGCAGCACUGACACCAACCUCGUGAGUAUCCUUUGCGGCGACCUUGGUGCUGGGGUUGAGGGCACGGAACUCGUAGGUGGACUCGUCGACGGCGAAGGCGUCGUCCUCGAACAUCUUGGCGAAACGAUCGUCGCCGAGCAGGCCGGCCUUUUCGUUGACAACCUCUCUGUUCUCCUGUUUCUUGAGAAGCUUGUCGGCAAGCUUCUGGUUGACCUUGACCUUCUUGUUGCCUCUG
Molecule: messenger RNA, 1542 nt
Organism: Colletotrichum scovillei
Lineage: Eukaryota; Fungi; Ascomycota; Sordariomycetes; Glomerellales; Glomerellaceae
Exons: 2
Coding region: 333-809 (158 amino acids)
Source: RefSeq, a predicted model, not a curated record